GCAUGUGUCUAUUUCUUUUAUAUAUAUAAAUAUUUUUUUAGAAAAAUAAUAAUAUAUUAAAUUUAUAUUAACCUUUCAACCUAUAUUCCAGUACCGAGCAGACAACCAUAUUAAUGGAUAUCUUGUACGUAUAUAUAUUCAUAUAUAUACACACACUAGUAUGGCUUUUAACUCCCAAACUUAUUCCUCAAAAUGAGAUAUUUUCUUCUUACACCACUCUUACUACCAAUUCUCCUCCUCAACUCCCAAAUGUCUUCCCAAUUCACCAUAAUCAUGUCCGAUUCUUCCAACGCUCAAACCAACGGUACCCAGUCCCCCCUCCCCGGCGCCGCCACUGCCUCCGCCACGACCGACCCCGCCGAGCAAGCGGCGGUUUACGACAUAAUGCGCGCCACUGGCAACGACUGGGCCACCGACAUCGCCGACGUCUGUCGCGGCCGAUGGCACGGCAUCGAAUGCAUGCCUGACAAGGACAAUGUCUUCCACGUCGUGUCCCUGUCGUUCGGCGCCCUGUCCGACGACACCGCAUUCCCGACGUGCGACCUGCCCCGAUCCUCGAUAUCCCCGUCGAUCACCCGCCUACCGCAUCUCCGUACACUCUUCUUCUACCGCUGCCUGAUCAACAACCCUCAGCCCAUUCCGGGCUUCCUCGGCCGUCUCGGCUCGUCGUUGCAGACGUUGGUGCUCAGGGAGAACGGGCACGUCGGGGUAAUCCCGUACGAGCUCGGAAACCUGACGGGACUGACGGUUCUCGACUUGCACAAGAACAGUCUCUCCGGUUCGAUCCCUGUUUCAUUGAACAGGAUCGUCGGAUUACGGUCCCUGGAUUUGAGUUGCAACAGGCUGUCGGGUUCGGUCCCUGGAAUUUCGUUUCCAGAGUUAAGCGUACUCGACCUAAACCAGAAUCACCUGUCGGGGACGAUUCCAGGCCCGAUUUUGACGAGCACGCGUCUCGUCAAAAUUGAUUUGAGCCGGAAUCGGUUUACAGGGCCGAUUCCAGGGCUGAUCGCCCUGGAAGAGGUGAUCCUGUUCGACUUGAGCUACAACGCCCUGACAGGUCCAUUCCCGGAAUCUUUCCAGGGCCUGAAAUCCAUCCAGGCCCUGAUUCUCACCGGCAACCGAAUGCCGUCUACGAGCAUCCCGGAAAAUGCAUUCAGGGGACUGAAUGAGUUAACAAUACUAACAUUAUCCGAUAUGGGCCUGGAAGGCCCGAUUCCUGAGUCGAUAGGGAAGUUACCUGCGCUCCGAGUGCUCCGUCUCGACCGGAAUCGGCUCAACGGGACGAUUCCCGGGAGCCUGGCAAGCUUGAAUGGGCUGAGUGAAGUGAGACUGGAGAAUAACAGGCUGAUAGGGGCUGUUCCUUUUGGGAGAGAAAGGGUUUGGAGAAUGGGGAGAAAGUUGAGGCUUGAGAAUAAUUUGGGGCUGUGUUAUGAGGCUAAGAGUGGGCUUGGAGAUGAUUUGGACACAUUGUCUGUUGCCGGAAUCGGACAUUGUGGGAUGUCGAAACCCGGGCAGCCGGUGUCUGUCCAGCAUGUGUCGACAUCCGGGAGUCAAAACAUACCGAAAACAUCUCUGGCUCAUUCGGUUAGGUGCUGUGGAAGAUUGAUUCGAUUAGCUGUUGCUGCUUUCUUGCUCCUCUCCUGCAAUGUACUUUGAUCGACAAAAUAUAGUUCGUUAGCAUACGAUUAUAUUUAGUGUACAGAACUGUUAUUUGAACUGAGAGUGUCCACAAUCUUACCGAAUUUUAUUGAAUCGAACCUAUAAGAAAAUCAUUCAUGGUAUCCUACAUUCGGAC
Andrographis paniculata is the source of this 1795-nucleotide messenger RNA. RefSeq names its product protein TOO MANY MOUTHS. Gene Ontology annotation, molecular function: protein binding. The coding region runs from base 193 to 1656 and encodes 487 amino acids. The transcript has a single exon. Lineage: Eukaryota; Viridiplantae; Streptophyta; Magnoliopsida; Lamiales; Acanthaceae. The record is from RefSeq and is a predicted model, not a curated record.